AUGUCUAUUAUGACCAACAAAGGAGCCUCAUCAUCCUUUUCCACCUACCAAAACAAGAGCUUUGAUGUCUUUUUGAGUUUUAGAUAUGAAGAUACCGGUCUUGGUUUCACAGGCCACUUAUAUAACGCUUUGUGUCAGUUGGGUAUUCACACCUUCAUCGAUGAUAAUCUCCCAAGAGGAGAACAAAUUUCUGCACAACUUCUCGAGACCAUUGAGAGCUCAAUGAUUUCAAUAAUCAUAUUUUCAGAAAACUAUGUAUUCUCCACUUGGUGCUUGGAUGAACUUGUUAAGAUUGUUGAGUGUAAAAAGAAUGGUCAAUUGGUGCAACCAGUUUUUUACAACGUGGAUCCAUCAGAAGUUCGUAACCAAAAAGGAAAGUUCGGGGAAGUAUUCGCUAAACAUGAAGAAAAAUUUAAGGAUAACGGGAAGGUACAAAGUUGGAGGGAAGCUCUAUAUGAAGUGGCCAAUAUAUCCGGUUGGCAUUAUAAGCACAAUUGCAGUGAGUUCGAAUUUAUCCAAGAAAUUGUCAAAGAGAUCUCAAAUUCUAAAUCAAACCGUACGCCAUUAUUUGUUGCUACGUACCCAGUUGGAAUAAAUUAUCGUGUGGAGGCCAUAAAAUUACUUUUAGAUAUUGGAUCAAAUGAUGUCCGUGUGGUAGGGAUGUACGGCCCUGGUGGAGUGGGUAAGACGACCAUUGCUAAAGCUGUUUAUAACAUGAUAUAUGCACAUUUUGAAGGAAGCAGUUUUUUAGAAAAUGUUAGAGAGAAGUUUGGGACAUUUAAUGGCAUAAUCCAUUUACAAGAGACACUUCUUUAUGAGAUUUUAGGGGAUAUAAAUCUAAAGGUUGGCAACAUAUGGAGAGGAAUCAAUUUGAUAAAGGAAAGGCUUUGCAGUAAAAGGAUUCUUUUAAUUCUUGAUGAUGUGGAUAAAUUAGACCAGAUUGAAAAAUUAAUUGGAAAAUGUGAUUUCUUUUCCUCUGGAAGUAGAAUCAUUAUAACCACCAGAGACAAACACUUGCUAGCUUAUCUUGGAAAAGGUCUUUCAGCUUACAAGGUUAAUGAAUUAGAUGAUCAUGAAGCUCUUGAAUUAUUUAGUUUGCAUGCAUUCCAAACAAAUAAACCCAAGGAAGAUUAUACAGAUUUUACAAACCAAGUUAUACGUUAUGCUAAAGGCAUUCCAUUAGCUCUAGCAAUAAUAGGAGCUAAUUUGUAUGGAAGAAAUGAAUUGGAAUGGAAAAGCACAUUAGAUAAGUAUGAAAGAAUUCCUAACAAAGAAAUUCAACAUAUACUCCAAAUAAGUUAUGAAGGAUUGGAUGAAACUGAACAAGAUAUUUUCCUAGAUAUUAUAUACUAA
This is a messenger RNA of Quercus lobata, 1353 nucleotides long. RefSeq names its product TMV resistance protein N-like. Gene Ontology annotation, molecular function: ADP binding; ATP hydrolysis activity. The transcript has 3 exons. The record is from RefSeq and is a predicted model, not a curated record. Bases 1 to 1353 code for a protein of 450 amino acids. Gene Ontology annotation, biological process: defense response; signal transduction. NCBI's taxonomy places the organism in Eukaryota, Viridiplantae, Streptophyta, Magnoliopsida, Fagales, Fagaceae.